CUUUGUGUUUCAUUUCAACCCAUGCACCCAGCGGACGGCAAUCUCUUCUCGGGAAGGUGCCGAACAGCCGCUUCCUCCCCCUUUUCCCGCCGUUCUCUGGAAUAAUCCUUUUCCCUUUUCCUUCUUUCCUCUUCCGACCGUCGGCCGGGGUGCGGCGGAUCCUUUCUGUGAUGUCCGGUCGCUCGAGAUGAACGAAAAGCCUGUCUCCGAGAUCUGACGGUUGGAAGAGGCCGGUCGGAGGAAUCGCUCUCGUUGAGAAGGGAUUUCGUUUCUGGAUUCCCUUUUCACUGCGAAAUGGCUCAUCAUCAAAUUGACGGAUUCGAUUACAUGGAAGACGAUUAUGAUGUGGCUGACCUUGACGAUGACAUCGACGAGGUAUUUUGCAGUAGAGAAGCAGGUGACUCUGACUCGGAAGAUGAAUAUGAAAGAGAUGUCAGGUUAACAGAUACUUCGUCAGCACAAGCCAGGAGAGGAAAGGAUAUUCAGGGGAUCCCAUGGGAGAGAUUAAACAUAACUAGAGAAAAAUAUCGGCAGACAAGGCUGGAGCAGUACAAAAAUUAUGAGAACAUUCUACAGUCUGGGGAGGGUUCAGAGAAGGAAAGCAAACAAACAGAAAAAAAUGGAAAAUAUUAUGAGUUUUGGCAUAACGCAAGAUCUGUGAGAUCCACCAUCCUCCAUUUCCAAUUGAGAAAUCUAGUGUGGGCUACAUCAAAGCAUGAUGUCUACUUAAUGUCUGGAUUUUCUGUGAACCAUUGGUCUUCAUUAUCUUCCACAGUUUCAGAAGUUCUGAAUGUUUCUGGGCAUGUGGCACCAAGCGAGAAACAUCCUGGGAAUUUGUUGGAAGGAUUUAGUCAAACUCAAGUUAGUACGUUGGCUGUAAAGGAUAAGCUGUUAGUAGCUGGUGGUUUUCAGGGAGAACUUAUUUGUAAGUAUUUAGAUCGGCCGGGGGUAUCCUUCUGUACCAGAACAACAUAUGAUGACAAUGCAAUAACAAAUGCUGUUGAGAUAUACAACAGUCCUAGUGGCGCUCUUACCUUCAUGGCUUCAAAUAAUGAUUGUGGAAUUCGAGAAUUUGACAUGGAGAGGUUCCAGCUUACAAAGAAUUUCAGAUUUCCAUGGCCAGUGAAUCAUACUUCGCUUAGCCCUGAUGGAAAGCUUCUGGUUGUUGUGGGUGACAACCCUGACGGAAUGCUGGUUGAUUCUCAAUCUGGCAAGGAGGUUAUGUCUUUGACGGGUCACUUAGACUUUUCGUUUGCAUCUGCGUGGCACCCAAACGGUCUCACUUUUGCCACUGGGAACCAGGACAAGACGUGCCGGGUUUGGGACAUGAGAAACCUUUCCAAAUCUGUUGCUGUUCUGAGGGGCAACUUGGGAGCGAUCAGAUCCAUCCGGUUCACUUCUGAUGGGCAGUUCUUGGCAAUGGCCGAGCCAGCUGAUUUUGUGCAUAUCUUUGAUACAAAGAACAACUAUGACAAAGAGCAGGAGAUCGAUUUCUUCGGUGAGGUCUCUGGCGUCUCUUUCAGUCCGGACACUGAAUCUCUUUUCAUUGGCGUCUGGGACAGGACGUACGGAAGCCUUCUUCAGUAUAACCGGACACGGAGUAGAUGCUAUCUCGACUCAUUCUACUGAUCUAAUUAUCUGCUUCUCGCCUGGUUCUCCCUUGAUAGAAUUUCCUGUAAGAAGGACGCAUGGGUUGGGUUGUACAAAGGUUUGGAAAGCCUGUAUGGUGUGGAUUUGUGAGUCCCCACUCCCAGGCGCAAUGUCACCCAAGACUCAUUAUUAAGGACGGGCAUUGGUGUUCUGCUGA
This is a messenger RNA of Nymphaea colorata (pocket water lily), 1807 nucleotides long. RefSeq lists its product as uncharacterized. The record is from RefSeq and is a predicted model, not a curated record. The transcript is spliced from 10 exons. Gene Ontology annotation, molecular function: protein binding. The coding region runs from base 295 to 1629 and encodes 444 amino acids. Lineage: Eukaryota; Viridiplantae; Streptophyta; Magnoliopsida; Nymphaeales; Nymphaeaceae.